AUGGCGCCGUAUUCCAAGCCAGAGGCAAUCCUCAAGCAGGCCGAAGGCCUCGUAUCGGUCGGGCAGACGCACGCAGCUCUGCAGGCUUUGACCGAGAUGUUUUCGUCAAAACGAUUCCGCUCGUCACCCCUUGCAUCGCUCGAGCCGAUAAUGCUUCGUUUCAUCGAACUCUGUGUCGACAUGCGCAAAGGACGCACAGCCAAGGAGGGCCUCAUGCAAUACAAGAACAUCGCGCAAAACAGCAGCGUUGCAUCCAUCGAAGUCAUCAUCAGCCGCUUCAUCCAGCUCGCAGACGCGAAGGUGCAGGAGGCGCAGGAGAAGGCGGAGAAGGCGGUCGCGCUUACGGAUGUCGAUGAUCUUGAGGCGAGCGAGACGCCAGAGAGCAUUCUCCUUGGUGCUGUGAGUGGCGACCAAAACAAGGACAGGACCGACCGCGCUCUUGUCACGCCAUGGCUCAAAUUCCUGUGGGAGAGUUAUCGCACAGCAUUGGAGACUCUCAAGAACAACGCUAGGUUGGAGACCAUCUACCAGCAAAUUGCACAGCAAGCGUUCCGUUUCUGCUUGAAGCACGAGCGUAAAGUUGAGUUCCGACGGUUAUGCGAGACUCUCCGUCUCCACCUUGCAAACGUCGCCAAGUACGCACACCAGACGCAUUCCAUCAACCUCACCGACCCCGACACUCUCCAACGUCACCUCGACACCCGCUUUGCGCAGCUCAACACCUCAGUAGAGCUCGAGCUCUGGCAGGAGGCGUUCCGUUCCGUCGAGGAUGUGCACAAUCUGCUCACCAUGGCUAAGAAGGCUCCUCGUCCGGCGAUGAUGGCGAACUACUACGAGAAGCUUACCCGCAUUUUCCUCAUGAGCGGAAACGCUCUCUACCAUGCUGCCGCCUGGAGUCGUUACUACUCCAUCGUCACUGCGAUGGGUGGCAAGUCGGAGGAGGAGCUGAGCCGACUCGCCGGACAGGUACUCAUAAGUGCCCUCGCUGUUUCGGUCGGCUCCCACGGCGAGGAGAGUGCGGCUGAAGAGGGUAAGGGCAAGAACGCGCGGUUGACUGCAUUGCUCGGUCUGGCAAAGACGCCGACUCGUACUGGCCUCCUGAAGGACGCUCUCGCGCGCAAUGUUCUCAAGCUAUCGCCGAAGUCGAUCAAGGAGCUGUACAAUGUUCUUGAGGUCACAUUCGACCCGCUCAGCCUCUGCUCUUCCGUCGAGCCCCUGCUGAAGGCGUUUCCGAGUGAUAGUACUUACGCGUCCUACCUCCCCCUCCUCCAGCGCGCGCUCCUCUCGCGCCUGCUCUCGCAGCUGUCCCAGGUGUACUCCACUAUCCAGAUCAGCACCCUCCACGAGCUCGCUGCCCCCAUCCGGGACCUCGGCCUCGAGAGUACGAAGGUCUACGACGAGGAGCAGAUCGAGGCGUAUGUCAUGGGCUGUGCGCGCCGCGGAGAGCUAAACGUUCGCGUCGACCACGCUGAUGGCACCAUUACCUUCAAUGACAGCCCCUUCGCCGCCGUCGAGGACCCGAGCUCGUCGACGUCCACGGCCGCAGGCGCUGUGCAGCCGUCGACAUCCGAGUUCGUGCGCACACGUCUCAGCAACCUCGCGUCGUGUCUGCACAGCUCACUCGCCACCCUCUACCCUCCCGCGCCGCUCUCCGAGGAAGUUCAGGAGGCCAAGUUCGCCGCCCUCGUCGCUGCCGCACAGGCAGAGCGCAAGGCUCUCCAGCUGCGUCGGGCAAUCGUCGCUCGUCGCCGGGAGCUCCUGUCCGAACUUUCCGUGCGGAAGGAGAAGGAGGAGGCCAGCCGCCGCGCAGAGCUUUCCCGCCUCGAGAAGGAGAAGGAAUCCCGGAAGGCAGUGGAGGACCUUCGUAAGAAGGAAGUCGAGCGUGCUAGGAGGGAGAUCGAGACUAUCCGGAACGAGGAGGCGAGGAAGCUUGCCCAGAGUCUCAAGGAGAAGGGUACCCUCAAGGUCGACAUCGACGACAUGGAGAACAUCAGCACGGACAACCUCAUGCGGCUUCAGGUCGAGCAGUUGGCUAAGGAGAAGAAGGAGCUCGCCGAGCGCAUGCGUAUCGCCUCCAAGCGCCUCGACCACAUCGAGCGUGCGUACCGCAAGGAGGAGCGGCCUCUCCUCGCCAAGGACUACGAGAUCCAGCAGGAGGACGACAAGGCGACGUUCGAGAUCACCCAAAAGGCUCGUCUCGAGGCUCACCGGCUGGCGCACCAGCGCGAUAUGGAGACGAAGAAGAGGCUCGCGCGUACGAUGCCCGACUACCUCGCGAAAAAGGAAGAGAUCAUGAGCAAGCGGAAAGAGGAGUUCCAACGAAGGCAGGAGCUCGCUCAGAAGAAGAUCGAGGAGGAGAAGGCGAAGCGCAGAGCAACCAUCCUCAAGCAACGCGAGGAGGAACGAUUGCUCGUCGAAGAGGAGGAGAGGAUCGAGCGCGAGAAGGAAGAAGAGCAACGCCGGCUGGAAGAGGAGCGCAUCGCGGAGGAAGAACGCCGCGUAGCCGAGGAAGCGGCGGAGCGCGAGCAGGAGGAAACCAAGAAGCGAGAGGAGGAAGAGGCCCGGGCCGCGGUAAUCAGGAAGCGUGAGGAGGAGCGGGCAGCCUCGCUCGAGCAGGCCCGCAAGCAGCAGCAGCGCGAGGAGGAGGCGCUCGAGAGGGCGAAGGCCCGGCGCAACCAGCCCGCUGCUCCCGCGCCUGUACCGUUGCGAGCAACGCCUGGCGGGGGAGACACCUGGAGACGCUCUGGUGCUCCCGCUGCUGCGCCCCCAGCCUCUCCACGCCCUCGUGCGGUCAGUCCGCCCCGUUCAGAGAGCCCGGCACCAGCUCAGAAGUUCCGUCCUGGUGCGCUGCAGGGCGGCGGUGGAUGGCGUGCUAGGGAGGCGGCAAGGAAGGACACAGACACGGCAGGCGCAAAUACCUCUCGUCCUGCUUCGCCUGCGCCUAGGGCACCCGCCGCCAAGGAGGAGCCACCCAAGGAGCUACCCAAGGAAGACGGUUUCCAGACUGUCGAGAAGAAAGGUGUCUGGCGGCCACGCAGGGGCAGGUUCUGA
Molecule: messenger RNA, 3051 nt
Organism: Rhodofomes roseus
Lineage: Eukaryota; Fungi; Basidiomycota; Agaricomycetes; Polyporales; Fomitopsidaceae
Exons: 5
Coding region: 1-3051 (1016 amino acids)
Biological process (GO): translation reinitiation; formation of cytoplasmic translation initiation complex
Cellular component (GO): eukaryotic translation initiation factor 3 complex, eIF3m; multi-eIF complex; eukaryotic translation initiation factor 3 complex, eIF3e
Molecular function (GO): translation initiation factor activity; mRNA binding
Source: RefSeq, a predicted model, not a curated record